This is a messenger RNA of Erythranthe guttata (spotted monkey flower), 790 nucleotides long. RefSeq names its product ethylene-responsive transcription factor RAP2-1. Gene Ontology annotation, molecular function: DNA binding; DNA-binding transcription factor activity. Gene Ontology annotation, biological process: regulation of DNA-templated transcription. The record is from RefSeq and is a predicted model, not a curated record. Lineage: Eukaryota; Viridiplantae; Streptophyta; Magnoliopsida; Lamiales; Phrymaceae.
CACUAAUAUUUUUUAUUUUUUCUUUACCAAAAUUCCAAUUAACCCUUCCACUCCCAUAUAUAAGCCAACUCUUUCCCCAAAACCCAGAAAAAAAAAAAAUUGAAGGAAUUUUAGAGAAUAUAUAUAUAUUGAAACCCAGAAACAAUAAAUUAAAUUCUGAAUUAAAUUCAGAAUUAAAAUGGAAGGGAUUUGCUGUACGACGUCGUCUAACUCAUCGUCAAGCACAGAAAACCCUAGUAAGAGAAAGCAAAGGCAGCCGGACAAACCCUACAGAGGUAUAAGGAUGAGGAAGUGGGGCAAGUGGGUAGCCGAGAUAAGGGAGCCGAACAAGCGCUCGCGAAUCUGGCUCGGCUCCUACUCCUCCCCCGUCGCGGCGGCGCGUGCCUACGACACCGCCGUUUUCUACCUCCGCGGCCCCUCCGCCCGCCUCAACUUCCCCGACUGCGCCAUCGAAGACGGCGGCGGCGGCGGCCUCAGCGAUCUCUCCGCCGCCGCCAUCAGGAAGAAGGCCACCGAGGUUGGCGCUAGGGUCGACGCGCUGCAAGCCGCCGACCGCCCCCGGCCCGACUCCAACAACCCGGGCCGGGUCUACGAUAAACCCGAUUUGAAUGAGUACCCUACCCCUGAAACUUCGGAGGAUAACUGAAAUUACUUCCACUAUGGUCCGUUAAUUUUGUUUUAUUUAUUUUAGAAUAUGUUAAUUUUGAUUUUUUUUAAAAGUUAAAUGUAUUUUGCAGCAGAGAUGUAUAAAACUGUACAUCUGGAGGAUAAAUUAAUUAAUUUAUGGCUU